AUUGGACAGAGGAGCCCAUGAGUCAGGCGCGGGUGAAGCCGAAAAGGCAGCGCCACUGAGGCGAAACUGUUUUACUGCAGGUAAUUCAAUUACGCCCCAAAUUUACUCCACCUCCAUCCCAUUUAAUUUGAAUUGAUUUUAGCGCUCAAACUCCCAGAAAGUUUUGAAAAUUGAAUGGCACUUUCAAAAAACAAUUAUUUCUUCUUCAACUUCUGUACUGAUAUUUGAAAUUGUGGUGUUCGUUGUAUAAAAUUUUCGGCCUUUGAGAAAAAGUCAUUCCAAUUUCACUUGGGUGUUUUGAGUCAGAUUCAGAUUCGUUUUCAAAUUUCAAAAUCGUCGUGAUGGGUUGUGUUUCAUCCAAUUUGCUGAACCAAGAAGACGAGUUCACUCAACUCGGUAGUUCGGCUCUGGGUCACCACAUUGUCUCACUCACCUCCACCACUUAUGGCCUCCUCAAUCUUGAUCCACCGACACCAGCUCAUUCCCCCACCACCACUGCCGCCGCAGUCACCGCCACCACUCCGCCUACCCCACCUCCUAGGUUCACUCUCGGCUCCAUUUUCCCGAGCCCACUGUCCGAACCCAGACUUCUGCCGUCCGAUCCCGAAGUCAUUAACUCGUGGGAACUCAUGUCCGGUUUAGAUUCCGACAGUAGUUUCCGUUUCUGUUCCAAACUCAAGGGAACCUUAAAAGAGAAUUCAAACCCUAAUUUGAAACCUCUUCAUAUUAACUUUCAUAAAGUUUGCAAUUCUGUCCCCAGGGAUAAGAAUGUUCUAGACAAGUUCGAGAAAUUAUGCCCACCAAGCGGUGAAAACAAACUCGUGAUUUACUUAACCACUUUGAGAGGUAUACGCAAGACUUACGAAGAGUGCAAUGCGGUUAAGUCAGUUAUGGAAAACUUUGGAGUGGUGAUUUGCGAGAGAGAUAUAUCAAUGGAUCGUGCGUUUAAAGAAGAGUUGAGGGAGUUGAUGAAAAAUAAAGAGAGAGAAGCGACGGUACCACCGAGAGUGUUUGUGAAAGGGAGAUACAUUGGUGGGGCAGAAGAGGUUCUAAAAAUUGUUGAAGAGGGUUGGUUUAGUGAGUUGAUUGAAGGGAUUCCAAAGAGAAAAGUGAAGGGAGUGUGUGAAGGGUGUGGAGAUGUGAGGUUCUUGCCGUGCUUUAGGUGCAAUGGAAGCUGUAAAAUGGUGAUGAAUGUCAAGGAAGAGAUGGGGCAGAAGCAAGGGGCUAGCGUGGUGGUGAGAUGUCCCGAUUGUAAUGAAAAUGGGUUAGUGCUUUGUCCCAUUUGUAGUUAACUGUGUUCUGUUUUAUCAAAAAACUUUCUUGAUAUAAUAAUAAUAACAGUAUUAGUAAGAUUACUCAUUUUUCUUGUUAAAAGA
Molecule: messenger RNA, 1376 nt
Organism: Mangifera indica (mango)
Lineage: Eukaryota; Viridiplantae; Streptophyta; Magnoliopsida; Sapindales; Anacardiaceae
Exons: 1
Coding region: 342-1292 (316 amino acids)
Source: RefSeq, a predicted model, not a curated record